AUGCAAACUGUCAUAUUCAUCCACCACGUCUUUCCCUCACUUCCCAUCGUACCCUGUGCCCUUUUCCGCUCGUCAUAUUCAAACAGCACUCGACUUCCCCAAGAAUCGACUCGACUAUUCUCCCACUUUUCAAGAAAACUACCUUACCAAACCAGAUCCUGGCCCGCAGGCGCUUUGACGGUUAGGACCAACGUGAGCAACGCCGUCAGGUCACCUCCGAUAAACCGACCGCCAUCUCGUCCCAUCUCGUCCUAUCCCUUCCAGUCCCUUGCCAUUUCCCCACCCCGCGUUGGUCUUUUGCUUUCCGUAAGGCAACACCAGCUGGCAAGCACGAAGCAUCGAGCACUUUCUCGGUAA
Molecule: messenger RNA, 357 nt
Organism: Colletotrichum orchidophilum
Lineage: Eukaryota; Fungi; Ascomycota; Sordariomycetes; Glomerellales; Glomerellaceae
Exons: 2
Coding region: 1-357 (118 amino acids)
Source: RefSeq, a predicted model, not a curated record